AUGUCCUCACUCCUCAGAUCCGUCACAAGACUUUCAUCCCGCGCCGCCGUCCGCUCAACACCACGCAUCAUCACAAGAUUCCAUAUUCAGCCCUUUAGCGUCAACACAGCAAAGAUGUCUGAGCAAUCCAUCGUCUUCACUAAGAAUGCCCCGGCCGCUCUUGGUCCCUACUCCCAGGCCAUUAAGACCCCCACCGCCAUCUACUGCUCCGGCCAGAUCCCCCUCACCCCCGAGGGCACCUUCGUCGAGGGCUCCAUCGCCGACAAGACCAAGCAGUGCAUCUCCAACCUCAAGGCCGUUCUCGUUGAGGCCGGCUCCUCCAUUGAGAAGGUCGUCAAGGUCAACAUCUUCCUCGCUGACAUGGGCGACUUUGCCGAGAUGAACGGCGAGUACGAGAAGUGGUUCACCCACAAGCCCGCCCGCAGCUGCGUCGCCGUCAAGACUCUGCCCAAGAACGUUGACGUUGAGAUUGAGUGCAUUGCCCUUCCUUGA
Colletotrichum paranaense is the source of this 492-nucleotide messenger RNA. RefSeq names its product endoribonuclease L-PSP. Lineage: Eukaryota; Fungi; Ascomycota; Sordariomycetes; Glomerellales; Glomerellaceae. The record is from RefSeq and is a predicted model, not a curated record. Gene Ontology annotation, cellular component: cytosol; mitochondrion. The transcript is spliced from 4 exons. The coding region runs from base 1 to 492 and encodes 163 amino acids. Gene Ontology annotation, molecular function: deaminase activity.